UUUUAACUGCAUGUCAACACACUUCAGUAUAAAUAUUGAGAGAAAAGCAAUGGCAGAACAUUACUUGAAAAGUUUUAUCCAAAAUGGUCUCCAAAGCUCUUGUUGUGUUCUGCCUUCAGGCUGUGGCUUUCCAGGCGGCCUACUCGCAAUACAUCCCCCAAGUCCUAACCAACCAAUGCGGGCAACAAAUCAUCCCCUCCCCUCCCACCGUCAUCCCCUCCCCCCAGACCACCGUCAUCCAAGACUCCAGCGUCUCCAACAACCUGGCCAACGCCUUACAACUCCUAGUCGUCAGCAGCUUACUCAACAACGCCUUACCUUUCAACCAGCAAGAGGUUUUAGUACCCACUUGUGGCGGUUCCUACAUCACUGAACAAUUGGUUCCACAAGUGGUUCCUCAGGUUGUCAAUGGGUAUUACCCUCAGAUUGCUCAACUGGGUCAGUUGGGUCAACAGAUUGUGGCGCCCUCUGUGCUUGGGCCAGUUUAUGGACAGUCGCUUGUGGGUCCGUCGGUAAUAAACCCUGGGUGCGGGUGCGGGUUGGGUGGUGUUCAGUAUUAUGUGUAA
Messenger RNA from Plutella xylostella (diamondback moth), 566 nucleotides. RefSeq lists its product as uncharacterized. The record is from RefSeq and is a predicted model, not a curated record. NCBI's taxonomy places the organism in Eukaryota, Metazoa, Arthropoda, Insecta, Lepidoptera, Plutellidae.